Molecule: messenger RNA, 1102 nt
Organism: Amoebophrya sp. A120
Lineage: Eukaryota; Dinophyceae; Syndiniales; Amoebophryaceae
Source: the annotation of a GenBank genome assembly
AUGUAUCUGACCGAUAACAGUGGUGUGAUGUCCCAGACGCGCGUCUUGUCGGGCAUCUCGCUGAUUUGGGAAGAACGCGAGCUCUGGAUUGACGGGAGCAAUCCAGAUAUCCUCUACCGAGAGUCGGCCACUCGCGCGGGGGGGCCGCUACGCUACCACCGAAAGGUGGCCGCUCCGCACAACAGAGACGACCCCGUGCCGUACAAUUGGGGAAACGUCGGUAGGACGUAGGCUAUUGCUGCGGGAAGGGUACCAUGUGUGGAAGCGGCUAGUUCGUGUUUUGCACGUAGCAGCAUUUUUUUUGGGACAAGAUAAAGGUCAUAAAAAUCGUAUAGUAGAGGGUGUAGUAUUUCGUUGACGCUUGUUCAAGUAGCCUCUGCUGCAGUUCCAACUCCAUAGUAAGUAUAGUUCUAUGAGCCCGUAGUCAAAGUCAGAGUUGUAAAAUCUGUAUAAUCGGUUUUCUGACUCUUCAUAAGCAUAACAAGGGCAGCUUUCUGUCAUUCCUUGUCAAGAUGUGUCUGUAUAGGAUUUAGAUGAACAGGAAUACAAAGUGCAUCGGAGUCGGUCUUUUUCGAAGACAUUCCGAUUAUUCACUUCGUAUUCUAGUAAUCAAGACUCGCUCCUUGCUAUUUUCAGGUCGUCGGUGGUGGAGGUGUGAAUCUCCUCCGUCGUGCAAGAAAGAGCCGAUUUGAUUUCAUCUACGCAUAUUUUAUUUGGGCUAAUUCGUACUACAGCAGUUUCUGCACGCGACAGCGGUGCUUUCUCCGUUUUGAUAUACAAAAUGGUAUUACUUGACACACCUUUGUCCUCCCAAUUCAAAGUGUAAUAAGUAGAUUCUUUCUUCAAAUAAAUGCAUCCUGUUGCAGUAUAGUAUGAGCAACUCGUCCACCAUCGCUGAAGCACGAGUAUCAGGAGGCUCGGGCAUAUAAAAAAGCGUGUGUAGGGCUAGAAGCAGGGGUCGGUAGACCAAUAAGAUUCCAGUUCUACCGGGUGAAAUAAAGUUGAGUACUUGCAUGCCUAGUUUCAUCGUGGACGAGGAAAACGAAUGAAAUUGUCCCUGCAGCUGUAUGAUAAAAUUACAUCCGAAUUAGGAUAAUUCGCA